AUGGCUUUGCAUAUGACAAAGACCCAACUUGCUUUGGCUGAUGCUGGCGUACUGACUGCUGGAGUACAGCAGCCUCGGACUGAGGCAAAGGUGAUUCCCAUAGCAUUGUCUGCCCCGAUCCCUGGUCUUCAAGACGAUGAAUCGUUUUUGUUCAUCCUGAAUCAAGCCAUGCUCUUUGAUUUGACAGCCAGCACUGAUGACAUUCGAUCUUCCCACCAUGUGGCAGCAACGGCGAUUCUCUUCAACAUGGCUCUCUCUCUUCACCAUUCUGGUGUUAGGCAUCACAAUGCUGGGAACAUUGAGAAAGCAUGCUAUCUUUACGAUAUGUGUGCAUCAAAGUUGGCCCCUGGAAUUCUCUCCCAAGUUGAACAGCAUGCUGCUGUCGGGUUGCUGGUGACAAUGGGAAGCCUCAGCAACCAAGCUCAGAUUCAGUACAUGUACCAAGUCAGGGGAUCACAUGAGGCUGCAACAAGCUUGGUAAUUCAAAUGCAUGAGCUAAUGAUGUCCACCUCGGUUUCAUUCGACAGCACUAUCUGGGCAUCUGAGCAGCUUUGUGAGAUGAUGCUGAACGCUCACAUGCUUUUGGCCGUCAAAGAUAUGCCAGCAGCGGCAGCCUAA
Seminavis robusta is the source of this 618-nucleotide messenger RNA. The record is from the annotation of a GenBank genome assembly. Lineage: Eukaryota; Bacillariophyta; Bacillariophyceae; Naviculales; Naviculaceae.